CUGUGGAGGAAGUGAGUCUUCAGGAUUAAAAGCAAAGCCCGUGCACUCUUCACACCAGCAGCUCAGCCUCUGACCCGCCGGGUCUGGAAGAGUCCGGAUGUUCCUGUAAUGAUCUGCUGAGAUUUAUAAAGCCGAGGUGCCUGGACGAUUGCUGGGAACGUUUCAGUUGGCACAGGGAAAAUUUGUGAGAUUUGCACCUAAAACGUUUUUGACUUUUUUUUUUCAAAACCUUUUACUUAAACUGGCAUUUUUUUUUUUAUCAAAGAAGGAAGAACAGCACUUUGGAUUUAACUUUGACUCAUUCUUUGGCUUUCUUUACAAACGAUACCAUCAACAGAAGAAACAGCCACAUCAUCUGCAUACAGAAGUUUUCCAAGGUUACUACAAAUUGUAUUAAUAUUUGAAAGGGCUUACCACACAGGAAACAAAUAAAUAAGUUUGAAAGUGACUCCAGUGGUCAGCUGUUGCCAUGAGUAGUGGUGGGGUAUCCACAGUUUCACCACAGGAGCCGCAGGCUUUUAAACGAGCGGCUCGUAAAGUCAAAUGUGCUGCCAUGGUGGCGAAUCUGGCCAAGAGCUGGCAAGGAUGGGCCAAGGAACACGCAAACAAGCAAGAUGCUAUCCCAAGUGGCUGGAUGCCUUCAUCUGUUGAGGAGGAAGACAGAAAAGAACGAAACCAUGUCGUCAAACUGAGCGUUACUCCACGAGUGAUUGCAGCAGAUACCAGCGACUUCAACGAAAAUAAAAUCCGGACCUGCUCUGUCACCAAGUCUGUUCAGCUGAAACGCAGUGAGUGCAGCAGUGGCAAUGUGAUGAACGCCAUCCGAGACAAGAUGGAGUCGGGUCCCGAGGAGAGCAAGCCAUUUUUAGGCAACGAGUCGCCAACACGACGCCGUCACAUGAGGGCGCUACAGAGCGCAGGAGGAGGGCUUGUCCACGACAAGAAGCUGAAGCUCCAGGAGAAGAAGCUGGGAUCAAGGAGCAGCAGCUUGGACACGGAGGACAGCGGGAUUGGAGAGGACGGAGGGCUCAGUGACAACAAUGAACCAAAGACUGAACAAAGUGGCAGCGAGUCCAAAACAACGAGCAUCAGGCCCAAGAUUAAAAUAGCCACCAUGAGCGACAUCAAGAGCCGCUGGCAGCGCUGGUCUGAGCAGCACACUGAGGGACAGAAGCUCAACCCCUUCAGUGAGGACUUUGACUACGAGUACGCCAUGUCCCAGCGUCUCCACAAAGGUGACUCGGGCUACGGUCGACCCAAAGACGGCUCCAAGACAGCCGAGAGGGGAGACAGGGCCCAGAAACACAUUCACAGGGAAAUGGAGGAGAUGGUUUGGAUUAUCAGAGACAUGGGCAUGAAAAGUCAGGAGGGACACGUCUUUAUUAGCUUCGGCCGGCUCUUCGAUCGCUACGUCAAGAUUUCAGACAAAGUGGUGGGCAUCCUGCUGCGCUGCCGCAAACACAAGAUGGUGGACUUUGAGGGGGAAAUGCUGUGGAAAGGACAAGACGAUGACGUUAUUAUUACUGUGAGGGAGUGAGAAGAGACGGAAACUCCAAGUCUGCAGAGAAACCUGUCACCUGUCACGACAAGUCAAACAUGAAAAUGCAUCAUGUUGUUCAAACACUGCUGGUAAAAUGAAACACAGGCUGGCUUCUUCAAGAAACUGCAAGAAAGAACUGUUUACAUUUAAAUAUGAUGACCUUUGCACCACUGACAUUUAUUGUGCAUGUGCACACAAGCACCCACUGCACCAGCGACCUCGUUACUUCUGCUCGUAUACCGGAGACAUCAUACGAUGAGAGGUAGCUAUAUUUAGCAUGCUACCCAUGCUAACUAUGCUGCAAGCUACAGGCCUGCAAAAUUCAGUAAAAUGCCAACGACGCCGCUCGGAGCCGAUCUGCUGCAGCUGAAGCAACAACACGCUGAAGCUGAUUUCAUUUCAUUCAUUCAUUCAUGAAGCCACGAACUCCUUUCACCAAAACCAUGUGGCUGCAGUCUCUCUUAUGUUCUGCUUAAAUAUUUUAAAUAAAUGGAACACAAACUUAUAGAAAACCAAAAUGCAAAGUACAAAAGUGUUAUUUGUCUACUGUUUCAACAUUUAACUGCAGAUGUGACUGAGCCAGAGCUGAAGUGAGCAAC
This is a messenger RNA of Nematolebias whitei (Rio pearlfish), 2139 nucleotides long. It is a transcript of the gene abraa, whose product is annotated as actin binding Rho activating protein a. Gene Ontology annotation, biological process: positive regulation of transcription by RNA polymerase II; positive regulation of Rho protein signal transduction. Lineage: Eukaryota; Metazoa; Chordata; Actinopteri; Cyprinodontiformes; Rivulidae. Gene Ontology annotation, cellular component: sarcomere. Bases 470 to 1537 code for a protein of 355 amino acids. The record is from RefSeq and is a predicted model, not a curated record. Gene Ontology annotation, molecular function: actin binding. The transcript has 2 exons.